CAUAAGUUAUCUAUUUAUAAACAAGUCAUAAUGUAGUAGCAAUCACAAACCACAAUCAUACUCAAGCCAAAUUGUAUCAAAAGUCCUAACAAAAGACAAUGUCAAAAUUGAGUUUCCAAAAGUUUUAUGGUAGCUUUUCAAAGAAGCCAACUUCUCCCCCAAAAUACCUAGCCCAGAAGAACAAAAGCUUUCAGUCGAGACAAACGUCGCAUGCAGCAACGAGUAACGAACCAAAGAAAGAUGAAAUAAAAUAUGUUUUUGAGAAAUUCGACAAAAACAAAGACGGAAAAAUCAGUCUUGAAGAGUACAAAGCAGCUGCAAAGUCUUUGGAUAAAGGGGUUAGUGACACUGAGGCAGUGAAAGCCUUUAGAGCCAUGGAUUCUGACAAAGAUGGUUUCAUAGAUUUCAAAGAGUUCAUGGAAAUGUUCAAUGGAGAGGGUAGUAACACAAAAGAAGAUGAAAUCAAGAGUGCUUUUCAAGUAUUUGAUAUAAAUGGUGAUGGGAAAAUUAGUGCUGAAGAAUUGUCUCAAAUUUUCAAGAGGUUGGGAGAGAGUUGUAGCCUUAGUGCUUGUAAGAAAAUGGUGAAAGGAGUUGAUGGAGAUGGAGAUGGUUUUGUAAACUUGAAUGAGUUUACAAGGAUGAUGAAUGGGAAGAAAUUUGCAUAAGUGAAGUGAUCAAGUUUUUGGGUGUAGAAGAGAAUAAUCAUGUUUAUGUUUCUUAUGAUUGUGUCUUUCUUACAUAUAUAUAUAUAUAUCUAGUUUUUUUUGUUUGUUUUGUUUUUUUUGUUCAAUUUUGAUUUCCUGUGCUGUUUUCCUUUGACACACAAAAUAAUUAGAAAAAUUGACAACAAUUUGUUAGAUGUUAGGGAUGUGGAAUAUAAGGUUUAUUACAUU
Messenger RNA from Vicia villosa (hairy vetch), 893 nucleotides. RefSeq names its product calcium-binding protein CML24-like. The transcript has a single exon. The record is from RefSeq and is a predicted model, not a curated record. Bases 99 to 665 code for a protein of 188 amino acids. Gene Ontology annotation, molecular function: calcium ion binding. Lineage: Eukaryota; Viridiplantae; Streptophyta; Magnoliopsida; Fabales; Fabaceae.